AUGCUUGCCGCAGCUGCUCUCACUCGGCGGACGGUCCAGACACGGCCGUGCAGGGCGGUUGGCCUUACGGCGCGUCUUGCUGCGGCGCUGGUGUGCUUUGUGUUGCUCUGUGCUUCAAAUGGAACUCAGUGGAUGGCCGCGCGCAAUGUGCAGAAGCUGUCAGCAACGCUGAAGCAGAUCUUGGCAACCCAGGCCCGUGCCUCAGCUGAUGAGGUCGAGGCGGAGCGGCAUGGAGCCAAGGCAACCGAGGAUGAGGCCGCAGAGGCGCGAGAUGAAGCCGAAGCGGACCGGGAUGAAGUGGCCGCUGAGGCCGACCGUGCGGAGGAGGAUGAGGAGAAGGGCAAGGCUGCUGCGGAGGAGACCAAGGCUGCCGAGGAAGAGGCCGAGGCAGAGACCGAGUCAAGUGAGGUUGCUGCUGAUGAGACGGCAGCCGAUACGGCGCAAGCUGGAGCUGCAGCAGAGGGUGCAAGGGCUGGGGAGGAAGAAGCCGAGGCAGAUGCAGAUGAGGCUGCGGAGGCAGCGCUCACCUUUGUGCCGUUCCUAGACGUCGUUGCAGAUACUGUUGGUACGGCAGCGGCAGUUGGCCUGCAAGCCGCUGCGGCCGCUGACACAGCGGAAGCCGCGGAGCUUGGGAGUGAGAGUGUGGCCGAGCGGGCUGCUGAAGCUGACGCCCAGGCCGCGCUAGUCAAGACAAGAGCCGCUGAGGCAGAAGCAAGCAGCACGGAGGCCCGUGACAGUGCCGCUGCAAAGGAGGCAGAGGAGGCUGCAGAAGGAGAGGAGGCUGAUGAAGCGCGGGCGAAGGCCGAUGAGGCAGCGAAGGAUGAAGAUGCUGCGAAGCAAGAUGCUAGCGCAGCGGCGGAGACUGCAGAUGCGGAGCAAUCGGAAGCCCUUGCAGCUCGCAAGUUCUUGGAGCUUGUGAACUUUGCGAUCCUGGCCGCCUUCUUUGCGCUCCUGAGUCUAGUGCUUGCCAUUGUGCCAGCCUUAUUCUUGCUUGGGAAGUGGGUCGUGUCGGGACUCUCAGGCAUCAAGCGUACUUGCCAACAGGGUUGCGAGCUUGUGUUGGGACCCUGUCGCCGGUCAGCAGCUUCUAUGAGUUGGGCAUCCAGGCCUUCCGUCGACUGCCUGCAUGGCUUCACGUUGGCAUUGAUGGCGUCUGGAUUCCUAUUUCCGGUUGUGGCCUCAGCUGUCAGAAAGCUGGGGCGGGAAGAGCUCCGGCUUGGCAACUUCAAGGAGACCCACAAGAGCCCAGCAGUCUUGCUCCACAACUUCGAAGUCCUGGCACCGACAAUAGAACAUGAGAUUGGCAAGAUCGUCGUGGGUUCCUUCGUUGUCUUCCUUUGGACCAUGCUUUUGGAGGUUGCUUUCAUGCUCGAGCGCUUGCGGCGUACAUCCAUGCCUCUCUCACGUCGCUUCUGCUGGGUGGUGCAAGGAGCAGCGGACAUGGCCUGCGUUACUGGCCUGGCGUCAGCUGCAGGAUCGGUUGUCGUGUUGAGUUGGAGCCGCUCCCUUUGGCUUUUGUUCAGUUCAGCAGACACCCCUCGUUGCUCUUCCAUUUCCCUUGUCUUGGAGCUCAGCAUCGUUGCCGCUCUCCUUGUGGAGAUUGCGUGCCGCUGUCAGUGGGCCCCGCCUUGUGAGGAGAUGCCCCGUGAGCCCCGUGAGCAGGAACGUGGAAAAGCUCCUGGAAUCAUGGGGUUCCUGAAGUUCCUGAUGGGGUUCCUAGCUGACUCGGCCUUGGUUCUGCUGCAAGGCGCGGUCAGUGCGGUGGAAGGUGCCAUGACCCUGAGUUCAGGCUGGAUGCUGUGCUCGCUAGUGAUGUUUGCCGUGUGUGUGUGGAAGCUGGCUCUACCUUAUGCGCUGCCAAGAGUCAAGGCUGUCGUGUCACAACAAUGGCGUUGGCUUCUUUCCGCCAUCGUGUUGUUGGAGCUUGUUGAUUUGGCCUACAUCAUCAUCCGUCUCCGUCUCUGGCAUCGCCGUGGAGUCCGUGGAGAUCGCCAAGGCCGCCAAGGUGCUCGUGAAGCUCUACUGCCUGAGUAG
This is a messenger RNA of Symbiodinium natans, 2034 nucleotides long. The record is from the annotation of a GenBank genome assembly. NCBI's taxonomy places the organism in Eukaryota, Dinophyceae, Suessiales, Symbiodiniaceae.